Molecule: messenger RNA, 1268 nt
Organism: Esox lucius (northern pike)
Lineage: Eukaryota; Metazoa; Chordata; Actinopteri; Esociformes; Esocidae
Exons: 4
Coding region: 94-987 (297 amino acids)
Biological process (GO): mitochondrial ADP transmembrane transport; mitochondrial ATP transmembrane transport
Cellular component (GO): mitochondrial inner membrane
Molecular function (GO): ATP:ADP antiporter activity
Source: RefSeq, a predicted model, not a curated record
UAUAAAAUCGGCCAUUUCAUCGUGGUAGGCUAUCUGCUUUUGGAGGGCAGUGGGGAUAUUUCUUUUUGCACGUUAACUUAAAAUCAGUUUAAAAUGAAUGAAACUGCAGUAUCAUUCGCCAAGGAUUUCUUGGCUGGUGGUAUCUCCGCUGCCAUCUCCAAAACUGCGGUUGCGCCUAUCGAGAGAGUCAAGCUUCUUCUUCAGGUCCAACAUGCCAGCAAGCAGAUCGCAAAAGACCAGCAGUACAAGGGUAUUUUAGAUUGUGUUUCCCGCAUUCCCAAGGAGCAGGGCUUCCUUGCCUUCUGGAGAGGUAACCUUGCCAAUGUCAUCAGAUAUUUCCCCACCCAGGCCCUCAACUUCGCCUUCAAAGACAAGUACAAGAGUAUCUUCCUUGACGGCGUUGACAAGCGCAAGCAGUUCUGGAGGUACUUCGCUGGCAACCUGGCCUCCGGUGGCGCUGCUGGAGCCACCUCCCUUUGCUUCGUGUACCCUCUGGAUUUCGCCAGAACCCGUCUGGGAGCGGACGUGGGAAAGGCUGGUGCUAGGGAGUACAAUGGCCUGGCCGACUGUCUGGCCAAGACGUUCCGGUCUGAUGGCUUGAGGGGUCUGUACCAGGGCUUCAACGUGUCUGUCCAGGGCAUCAUCAUCUACAGAGCUUCCUACUUUGGCAUUUAUGACACAGCUAAAGGUAUGCUUCCUGACCCCAAGAACACUUCCAUCUUCGUGAGCUGGGCGAUUGCUCAGACUGUAACCGCCGUAGCUGGACUGACCUCCUACCCCUUCGACACCGUCCGCCGUCGCAUGAUGAUGCAGUCGGGCCGUAAAGGCGCUGAUAUCAUGUACAGUGGGACCAUUGACUGCUGGAAGAAGAUCUUGCGCGAUGAGGGUGGCAAAGCCUUCUUCAAGGGAGCCUGGUCCAACGUUCUCCGCGGCAUGGGAGGCGCCUUCGUGCUCGUCUUGUACGACGAGCUUAAGAAAGUUCUCUAAAGUCCUUUUUUUAACGUCACUGUCAAAUUUACAUUAAAUUGUUAAAUGUAACAAAAUUGUUCAUUCCUAUGGACUUUGCAUUCUGCCUUAUUUAUGGGAACCAACUAGUAUUGAACUAGUUAAAGGCCGGCAGCUGUAAGUUGUGCAUCUUACAAUUUAAACGUUUCAUUCUCUCACCUGUGUCAUUCCUGUAUAAGAUACCUCAGAAAGAACUCCUGUCCUCCAGUGGGUUUAUUUGUAAACAACUUGAAUAAAUACAUUGUAUUGGACAAGCCUACUAA